AUGUGUCUGUUUCCUUCCUGUGUUUGCAAACCCUGCAGUCAGAUACGGAUGCCUGGGCUCAGAAGCGGCGAGUGGAGCUGAGAUUUCAGUCCUGCCUGGGGACUUUAUGCUAGGAUGGCCCUGCAGUCACUGCCUCUGAGCUUUCUCCUGGCCCUUGCAUCUCUACUGUCAGCACAUGGCCAGGAAGAUUUUUUCAACAUCCAGAUAGUGCCACAGGGAACAGAAAUGUGCCAAAGGCCCCAGUGGGACUCCAGCCUCCAAUUGGCACCAGACCAGGUGAAUUAUAAGAAGAAUGAAGUAGUGAUGCUGAGCUGCCCUGAGGGUUUCCAGCCAUCCUUCACCCAAGUCAAAUGUUCGAGUGAAGUCCAGUCUGUCUCUGGUGGGAAACCUGUAUACAGAGAGGUCUGGACUGGAAGAAACUCCCGAGGUUCCUGGGUCCGCAUUCGCUCUAGCGUGGAGUGCAGAGAAGUGCUCCAGGUUGACCAUGAGACCUUUGAGAUUUCCAGCACCAGCAUCAAACUGAAAUGGACCUGCAGGUUCCCCAGUGCCUGCCAGGGCAUGAGGGCCAUGUGCCAGCUGGGAGCACCUCCCUCCCCUCCCUGUGAGGCUGAGGAGGUGAACGUAGAGCAGAUGUUACAUGGCCAGGAGGGAGCAUUCAUCUGCUCCCCUUUGCAGCCCUUCACUGAGUACAGAGUCACCUUCUACUUGCCCCCCAACACAACUCUUUUCUCAUGGUUGUUCAUGACACAGGAAACAGUGCCGGACAAACCAGAGCAGCUGUGGCUGGAUCCCAACAGGGGCUCUCUCAGGUGGAGCGCACUGCCCUCCUGCAAUGGGGAGAUCAUUGGAUACCAGGUACCCAGGGACCAGGGCAGACCCUCACCUCAUGGCCUGGAGCUCUGUGCAGGCACACUGGGAACUGUGGGCAAGGGACAGCUGGGAUGAGCCACAGUUCCCAGCCAGUAAAUAUCUGGCUUUGAUGAGCACAAGCAUUUUCUGUGUCAUUCUCAACAUACUUCAUGCUAUGAAGAUGCCCAGAGAUGUGAGUGCUCCAUGUCCUCUGGGCUUACUUCCUGGGUCUCUUCUGCUUUGGGUUUGGCAGGCUUUUGGAGGUUGGUGUGCAACACAUGGUGACGUGUUUUCUGCAGUGGCAUACCAGGGUUUCCUGUGCCUCUUGCAUACUUGUUUCUCGUUCCUACCACAGAAAAACUUGUGGUUUGUGUAAUUCUCUGAAAGUCCCUCCUGAAAGCCCCUUCUCCAGAGAACCGCACCGUUCUGUUGAGUUUUCAUCAAUGCAUGGCUAGAAACAUCUCCUCUGUCUCUGGAUUUGGGACACAUUCCACAGCAAAACCCUACCCUCCAGCAGUGGGAUGGGGUUUGUGUGCUGGUGCCAUUUUUCUCAGAAUGGUCUAGGUUCUCUCUGAGGACAGAGGUCUCCACAGUGUGACAGGGACCUUGCAAGCUAUUUCUUAGCUCUGUCCUGGAGAAACUGUCAGACAAGCUCUUGACAACCUGCAAGCCUGUUCAGCUAAAUUCCUGCUCCCAGACACAAGUGUUCAUGAAAAGAAUCCUUUUAUUCCACUUUCAUUUCUCUACAAUUUUGCAUAAGCCUAGAAUAUAUUUCUGUAAAGACAGCAAGUGAGAAUGGAUAGGGAUCUCAUGACAAAUUCAGAUGAUGCAUGGGCAAAUGGAGACUCUUCAUCUCUAUUACUCAUUAGUCGUUCUCCUUUUGUCUUAGAGAAAGCUUUCAGAGUCCAGCUUUACACAACAAAAAAGAGAAGCUCAAAUAACUCUGGUAAAGGACGUUGCCUGAGUAGCUCUGGUGUUGCAAAAAUACAGGGGUAACCUGUCCUCGGGCUCAGUACUUAUAUCUAGAGUCCUUCAAGAGAACAGCCUACCUCCUCCCUUCUCAGAUGCCCAGCCCUUUGCUCACAGACGUUGCUGCUCACACAUCCUUAGUGUUGGCUCCAAAUUCCUCCACUACUCUCCAUUCCUUUGUGCUCCCCGCGUGGGGCUGAGGCUCCCGCCCGUUCCUCUCCGGAGCCUU
Messenger RNA from Serinus canaria (Common canary), 2047 nucleotides. RefSeq lists its product as uncharacterized. Gene Ontology annotation, molecular function: protein binding. The coding region runs from base 115 to 945 and encodes 276 amino acids. NCBI's taxonomy places the organism in Eukaryota, Metazoa, Chordata, Aves, Passeriformes, Fringillidae. The record is from RefSeq and is a predicted model, not a curated record. The transcript has 4 exons.